Mycena indigotica is the source of this 1236-nucleotide messenger RNA. RefSeq lists its product as uncharacterized. Lineage: Eukaryota; Fungi; Basidiomycota; Agaricomycetes; Agaricales; Mycenaceae. The record is from RefSeq and is a predicted model, not a curated record. The coding region runs from base 1 to 1236 and encodes 411 amino acids. The transcript has a single exon.
AUGUCGCUGGUGACCCCCACCAUUCCAGACCCGCGACUCCCCCCCGAACUUCUUCAUCUAAUAUGCGACCUCAUCGACAGCCGACGGCGAGCUUUACUGCUCAAUCUAUGCAAGGUCUCUCGUGUUUUCCGAGUACCUUCCCAACGGAAACUAUACGAGCGGGUCGAUCUUGCUGGAUGCUCUGUCCGGGUUAUUCUAUACUGGUGUUUGGUCAUUCGACGCCGUCAAGAUCUAUCUGAGCGUGUCUGGCGCCUACGUCUGCUAGCGCCUACAACUCACCAAGUGUACACCGAGGAGGCCGACAAAAUCUUCCUCGCUGUUUCCCGCUGCGUUAAUAUUACCUGGCUCGAACUACCAUAUGAAGUCCCCGGCGCUAUUAGUAGCCCCCACUGGCUGCUCGGCGCCGUGUCCACAAUGCGAAGCCCAUUUCGAUUAACCGUCUUUGAGUGUGGGGCCCACUCCCAGUUUCACGAGUUACGGAGUGUUCUGCUUCAGCAGCCUUCCCUGUUGUUUCUCAUUCUAGGAAGCAAGGAUAUAUAUCUGGAUCGCCAUUUCUUGAGACGGUUGGCUGAGGCGGGCGGCCAAGAUCCCAAGACCGUUCUCCCCUCCCUCUUUGCUGUAAAAACACUCUCACCGAACGUGCAAAUUGAGCGACGGUUACGACGUAUCGAGACCAUGAUUGGCGAUAUCACACCACUUGCGCGUUACGCAUCGAGCUUGCAGGUGUUGAACAUCCACUUUGGUUCCUCGCGAGACCUCCAGGUUAUCGCCACAUUAGCCCGUGUCGCACAGUUGUUUCCAAGGCUCCAGUAUCUGGCUCUUGUCGAGGCAGCUCAGAAGCUGGAUGAUUGCUGGUACACCGAACAGGACUCUCCGGCCCUGGUCAUGCCGCGCUUCCAGAACCUCCGAAGUCUUUACCUCGUGUUGUCCCGCGUUACUCAGCUCACUGAAAAAGAGCCGGACGGCAGUGUCACCCGGGCUGUCCCCGUUGGAGACGAAGUCGGGAUGCGUGAACUUUGCUUAAAGAUGAUGAACGCUGCACCCGACACUUGCCUUGACAUUUGCGUCAAUAUCAUCCAAAAUGAGGACGGCAGGUUCGCGGAGCGCUCCUUUAGAGCAAAUAUCGCACACGAGGGCGCUCGCACUAGUCGGGUCAAGGUCAAUAGCGGUCAUAUACCAGCUAAUCAGCUCUUACAAGUUGCGACACGGCACUUUUGGCAAAGUUUGACGCCGUGA